AUGAUCACCAGGAAGAGUGAUUCGGAUUCCGGGAAAUUUCAUAACGAGUUCCAUGAACCCGACUCCGAGGAGGAUAUCCAUCUGAUAAGAAGUUUGAUGAAGUCGGUAGGCUUGUGGUCCUCGAAAUCUGAAAAUUCAUCCCGAGAGAAUCUCAUAUCACUCGUCUCUAUCACAGCCUGCACUCUUCUGAACGUCGUCGUGGUCGUUCCCUUCUUCAUACAGCUCGUUUUCAUGGAGGAGGACAUUAAGUCGCUGGUGCAAUACUCUUCGCAGUUGGUCGGUUUCUUCAUAGGAGGGGCCAAGUAUUUGUACAUGUUGCAUCGCAAGAAAGAUCUCUGCAAAUGCAUCGAGUGGAUUACCGAAGAUUGGAGGAAUGUCCGCACGGAGUCCGACCGCGAGAUCAUGCUCCGAAGCUCGAGAUUUUGCCAACAAUUGACCCGGACGUGCAUGAUCGUCAUGUUCCCUAGUUGCAUUGGCUUCGCAUCCAUGAUCCCUGUCAUGUCAGGAGACCUUCUGACGCCUAAUAUCACCACGAGGAAACCGGCGAUGCCCUGCUAUUACUUCGUCUUCGACGUUCGCCCUUCGCCGAAUUAUGAAAUAAUUUAUGUUGCGCAAGUAGCGUGCGUGACCGUGUCUGUAACCUUUUACCUGAUUGCAUGUGCUCUCACUGCGAAACUCGUAUUUCACAUCUGUGGCCAGUGUCGGAUCGUGAGGUCCCUUUUUGAGAAUAUUAUCAAUGGAGACGAGCAACAAGAUCUGAGCUUUAACGAGAGGUGGUCUUACGCUAUCGAAGCUCACUUACGGGUACUAAGAUUUGUAAAGGACGUCGUGUCGGUACUAAGAGGAAUAUGUCUCACGGAACUGUUAGGAUGUAGCACAGUAGCUUGCUUCCUUGGAUUUGAUGUGAUCGUGAACCUGCAAGAAAAUAAUAUAGGAGAUUGCAUCAUAAUUGGCCUCAUAUUUAUCUCCUUUAUCCUGAAUCUAUUUAUAUAUUGUUUCAUCAGUGAACAGCUUACCCAACAGUGUGCAAUGAUUGGAGCAGCGAUUUACGAGAUCGAGUGGUAUCGUCUACCGUCAAAAAAGGCGUCAGAAAUCGUUUUAGUACUUGCCAUCUGUAACAUUCCAGUCAAACUGACCGCUGGGAAGAUAUCCGAGCUGUCCAUGAGUGUGUUUUGUGACUCGACGACAAUUCAGAACUCCGUCGGCAUGAUUUCAAAAGGCAAUAGCGUAGAUUCCGUAGCAGUUCGCAAUGAGUUUUACGAAGUCGAUUUCGAGCAAGACCUAAAAAAGCUGCGUUUCCUCUUGAAGUCGAUCGGUCUGUGGCGUUCCAAAGAGUCCGGUUUGUCAAUGGGAAAUGUCAUGAUGGUCGUUUCUAUCAUUGCUUGUGUCAUCAUAGGAGCCAUCGUGAUCGUUCCUUUUGCUCUCCAGGUUGUCGUGAUAGAGAAUAGCAUCAGGGUGCAGGUGAUGUCGUUUGGACCAUUGUUCUACUGCCUGACAGGAGCUGCCAAGUAUUGGUGCAUCUUGACCAAGAAGAAAGAGAUCGGACUCUGCAUUGAUCUGAUGUCCGAGGAUUGGAGAAAUGUGCGUCUGUCGGAAGAACGCAAAAUCAUGCUUCGAGCCACGGAAUGGUCCAACAGGUGCACAAAUGCUUGUGCUAUCUUCAUGUUCAGUGGAACCCUUGGAUAUACCAGUAUGAAGCCCUUAUUCACUGGGGAACUUCUGCCGGGUAGCAACGUCACUACGAGGAAAUUAGCUCUGCCCGUUUAUUAUGGCACCUUCGACUUUCGUUCAUCACCGAUUUAUGAGAUUUCGUAUUUGAUGCAGAUAGUACUGAUAACAAUAAUUUGUACUGCCUCGGUAGGGGCUUCCGCUCUGGCUGCGAAGUUGGUCUCUCAUAUCUGUGGACAAUGCCAAAUAAUAGUAUUACUUUUGAAGGAUCUUGUAGAUGGAAAACAGAAGAUACAUGGAAACCUGAACGACAGGUGGGCUGCUAUAAUCGAGACUCACGUACGGAUAAUCAGGUUUACGAAGAAAACGGUGUCGCUGUUGAAAGAAAUUUGUUUGGUGGAAUGUCUGGGAUCCAGUGCCAUAAUUUGUCUUGUCGUGUAUUACUUACUUACGGUAUGCAAGUUAAUUUAUGAUUACCUAGGGUGCUUAGAAUGAUAAACGGGAGGCUGUUAAAAUUUGCGUUUAUUGCAGGCGAUAGAACAACAAGAUACGGUGACGUGUGUCAUUAUGGUCAUUCUGUUUGUCUCUUUUACUCUAAAUAUAUUCGUGUACUGUUUUAUCAGCGAAGAACUUGCAAAACAGUACGACAUGAUCGGAACAACCUCCUUUGAAAUAGAUUGGUACCGGUUACCGGCAAAAAAAAUAUCUGAACUAAUCAUGGUAAUUAUGAUUUGCCAAAUUCCACCCAGACUAUCUGCUGGAAAGAUAGUAGCAUUGUCUUUGACUGUAUUGGGCGAUAUUCUUAAGGGAUCGAUGGUGUAUUUAAAUGUAUUGCGAAACAAUAUGAUGUAA
Orussus abietinus is the source of this 2520-nucleotide messenger RNA. RefSeq lists its product as uncharacterized. The record is from RefSeq and is a predicted model, not a curated record. Gene Ontology annotation, molecular function: odorant binding; olfactory receptor activity. Gene Ontology annotation, biological process: detection of chemical stimulus involved in sensory perception of smell; sensory perception of smell. The transcript is spliced from 10 exons. Lineage: Eukaryota; Metazoa; Arthropoda; Insecta; Hymenoptera; Orussidae. Gene Ontology annotation, cellular component: plasma membrane.